CCUGAUGUCUUUACAUGAAAUGUUCCCAGCGGUGCAUGCAGCAGAAAUGGCUGUGCAGAGAAACCCACGUUCCUGGGAUGCCUGGCAGACUUUGGGACGUGCUCAGCUUGGAUUAGGAGAGAUAGCACUGGCAAUCCGAAGUUUCCAGGUAUCCUUACACACCUUUCCAAUGAACCCUGAAGUAUGGAAAGAGGACCUUUCCUGGGCAAGGAAACUACAUGAACAGCAGAAGGCAACAAAGACUGAGUUGGGGCAAGCACUAGCAAAAGAAAAAGAGCUUGCACAAGAAUCAAUCCCAGACUAUGACUUUGAAAGUGAUGAAAUUGUAGCAGUCUGUGCUGCUAUCGCAGAGAAGGAGAAAGCUCUUUCAGCAGCUAAAACAGUAGUGAUUGUGUCUGCUUCAGGCACAGUAGAGACUGUAACAGAGAAGGAGAAUUGCCCUACAAUUCCUGAUGAAACCCUUUUCAUCAGAGCCCGAUAGGGCAGCCUCAUGGGUUGCCAUUCUGGUUUAAGAACGAGUGUAAUUUAUUGUAUUUGGCUUGCUUUGGUUUUGUGGGUUUUGUUAAGCAGUAGGAGAACCUACAAAAGUUAAAGAAUUGAAGUUAUUUUUC
This is a messenger RNA of Acanthisitta chloris (rifleman), 611 nucleotides long. It is a transcript of the gene TTC33, whose product is annotated as tetratricopeptide repeat domain 33. NCBI's taxonomy places the organism in Eukaryota, Metazoa, Chordata, Aves, Passeriformes, Acanthisittidae. Gene Ontology annotation, molecular function: protein binding. The coding region runs from base 5 to 481 and encodes 158 amino acids. The record is from RefSeq and is a predicted model, not a curated record. The transcript has 2 exons.